AUGGUUCAAGAUCAGCUGACAUCAAUUUUAACUACCGUUGGUCUGAAUCUGAUGGCAAAAUUGACAGACAAUUCUCGAUCUGUAGUGAUAAGUCCUAGCGAAGUGGCUUUAUCAGUUGCAAAAAGUACUCUCAAGCACUGUGAGCCUCUUCCAUAUGAACUUUUCCAAUCAGAUUACGAAUCGGAAUUUCGUGAGCUCAUUGAGCAACUGGAGAAUUUUGAGGCAAUGAAAGUUAACCCGUCACCUCCUGUUUGGAAUUUUGCUAUAUCAGAAUUCAAAAAGAAGAACUUCAAAUUGUCCAAUGGCAAGCUCAAGAAAAUGAAUUUCAUUUGGAUAAACUUAGAAACCAAUAUGGAAUUGUCUUGUGAGAAAACAGGUGCUCAAAUGGCUCAGGACAAGGAGUUCAAGGUUUUAUCGAUUCCCCUAGCUGGUGAUGCUGGAAAAUUUGUGGUUUUCUUUCCCGAAAAUCAAGAGGAAACAAUCGAGGAAAGUUUGAAGAAACUGAACACUAGAAAAUUCCAGCGCCUCAUUGAUGACCUUGUUCCCAAGUUUAUACAUUUUGAACAUCCGGUCUUCAAAAUCCAGUCAAAAUUUUUCAUCUCGGAGAAUUUGACUAUGACCGAUAGAGGGCUUACUCAUGAAAAAGAAUUUGAAGUGUGUCACGGGGAAAACAACGAUUUUCGAAGAGGACUUCUCAUGGAUCGCUGCGAAUAUGUGCCGUACAUUUUUCGAGUGAACCGUCCGUUUAUCUUUUGUGUUGUGCAGAAUGGAGUUCCUGUGACGAUGGGAAUAUUCGAUGGAAAUUGA
This is a messenger RNA of Caenorhabditis elegans, 807 nucleotides long. RefSeq names its product SERPIN domain-containing protein (gene M01G12.5). The transcript is spliced from 4 exons. Lineage: Eukaryota; Metazoa; Nematoda; Chromadorea; Rhabditida; Rhabditidae. The record is from RefSeq and is marked reviewed. The coding region runs from base 1 to 807 and encodes 268 amino acids.